AUGAUUCUCAACACUCUGACUACAGUCAUCAACAGAAAGAAUCUUCGAGUCGCUUCCGGGCGCAUUCCGCUGGACGGCGCUGGUAUCUACAUAUUCAUCAAUGUCGACUCGAAGAGACGCUGGAAAUCAACCAUCAGUGUCUUAUCAUCUGAUGAAUCUAUAGCGUGGGGCAAUACUGUAACUCUAUCAUCACAUGCCUCACCUACGUUGUCAUUGGAGAUCGGGGCGUCCUUUGAGCUUGGUCGAAUGCUAGGCGGUGGAGAAGUCAUCGGGAAACUUGAAAUGUCGUGGGAUGAGCUACUCGAUCAUGGAGUGAGCCAUUCGAACGAUACUGCUACCGACAUCCGCGAAGCCGCCCAACUCUAUCAUGAGCUACUGCCUCUCUGCCCAAAGGGCACCUGCCUUCUCAGUAUCGCAGGAGGGCCAAAUAGUGUCGAAUAUGUAAUCGACGAAUGCAAUGAUCUUCCGGUAGACGCAUCCGACGAAGGCAUCCAGCUUCGAAGAGUUGUCCUUAAAUUCUUUGAGGCACGUUUUGAUCAGCACGGCAGCAUCGAAGGCAGACCUAAUGACCUUGAUGAUGCCGUUUCUUUGUAUGAAGAACUGUUACGCCUGCGCCCUGUUGGGCAUGAAUACCGUGAUAUCUCAUUGGACAACCUAGGGCUCGCCCUUGUCGCCCGUUUCAACAAAUGCAACGACAUUGAUGACGUCACCCGAGCUGUCAGCCUCUAUCGCAAGGCACUGACAUUGCGCCUACCUGGGCAUCCACAUCGUGACACCACGCUUAACAACCUUGCCCUCGCACUCGACACAAGAUGCGACAAAUUGGAUAUCGACGAGGACCUUAACGAGGCCAUUGAUUAG
This is a messenger RNA of Suillus fuscotomentosus, 861 nucleotides long. RefSeq lists its product as uncharacterized. The record is from RefSeq and is a predicted model, not a curated record. Gene Ontology annotation, molecular function: protein binding. NCBI's taxonomy places the organism in Eukaryota, Fungi, Basidiomycota, Agaricomycetes, Boletales, Suillaceae. The coding region runs from base 1 to 861 and encodes 286 amino acids. The transcript has 4 exons.